UUUAGCUCCACCCAUCCCGGAAGUGUUUGUUGUCGGUUAGCGGCGCUGUAAAAAGGCUGGAAAACUGGGACUGCUGCGUGAAUAAAACUCAGUUUUAGAGGAAGAAACCUCGUCGCCCGGCAGGGAGGAAGCUGAAAAUAAACCUGGGACAUAGAUAACUGCGCUGUGUGGCGGUUAUUUGUGUUAUUUUAACGGGGAAACUCUGUCAUUUUACGGUUUUGUUGUCGACUGAGAGUCGGGCUCACGCUGGCAACUGAACACUAAAACCCGUCUUCCCUCAGCUUCAAACUUCAAGACUGCAGCAUGCCGAAGGAGGCAGAGCGCUUCCAGGGCGGAGGAGGCGAUGAAUCCAAGGAUGCCUCUGAGGAGACGGUGAGGAAGAGGGUCCGGGCAAACAGUCCCAGCCCUCACACUCCACAAGACGCUGCUGUCCUUCUUGCUGCCGGGCCACGGUCGCCUGCGCUCCCAGAUCGAGGAGGUCCUGGAUCUUCCUCUAAUCCAGCAGCAGGCUGAGAACGGGGCGCUGGACAUUGGUCAGCUGUCCCAGUUCAUCGUCGGGAUGAUGGGAUCCCUGUGCGCUCCCUGCAGAGACGAGGACAUCAGCAAGCUGAAGGAGAUCACUGACAUCGUGCCUCUGCUGAA
Messenger RNA from Austrofundulus limnaeus, 642 nucleotides. RefSeq names its product T-complex protein 11-like protein 1. The record is from RefSeq and is a predicted model, not a curated record. Gene Ontology annotation, biological process: signal transduction. Lineage: Eukaryota; Metazoa; Chordata; Actinopteri; Cyprinodontiformes; Rivulidae.